AAAGAGGCUGGCAAAGACCCUCAGACACUGGUGGUUUUCGCAUAGUGUCAAUAUACUCAUAAUGUUCCAAGUCAUCUUCUUUCUCCUUGUCCUGAAGACUCCAGCAGGAGCUUUUGACAGUUAUGUUAUUGGAGGGAAGACUGCAGAACCGCACUCCAGGCCUUACAUGGCAUCACUACAGGUGGAUGACCAUCACGUCUGUGGAGGAUUUCUGAUCCGUGAAGACUUUGUUUUGACAGCUGCACACUGUUAUAACAACAGACCUCUGACUGUUGUUUUGGGUGCCCACAAUAUAAGGAAGAAAGAGAAAUCACAGCAGAAAAUUGAAGUGAAAAAAUUUUAUAAACAUGGUUUACAUUCGUUAAGCCCUUUAGACUUUGACUUAAUGUUAUUGAAGCUCAAGGCAAAUGCCACACUUAAUGAAAAUGUGAAACUACUUACACUGCCAAAGAAAGAAGUUAAAGUUAAAGUUAACACCCGUUGCUCCGUGGCUGGCUGGGGCAAGAAAACUGCGAACGGGAAUGCCGAAAGUGUUCUGCAAGAAGCAACUCUCACAAUUCAAGACAAUAAACAAUGCAAGAAGAUUUGGCAGAAAUACUUCAACAGCAAAAAUAUGCUGUGCACACAUUUUGGAAAUGGAAAAAGUGGGAUUUGUCAGGGUGACUCUGGAGGACCCUUGGUUUGCAACACUACUCCUAACGCUUCUGAAGUGUUAGGAGUGGUUUCAUACUCUGGACCAACGUGUGAUGAUUCCAGCUAUCCACACGUCUAUAUGAAAGUUCAUAGUUUCCUAAAAUGGAUAAAUGAAAAAAUGAAAAAUUAAACAUCUGCCCUGUUGAAUUUGUGCCUAAUCUACGACAAAUCCAGUGAAAAUCACAUUUUUCCUAUCUUCCUCUUUUUUUAGGUAUUCUGAGUUGCUGAGAUAGAAUUAUUAUUUCUAAAUUCUUUUUUAAAAUAUUUCGCUUGACAGAAUUAAGUUGCUAGCUGUGACAGACUCUGGCUCCCCCAUGACCCUGAAUUAAAUAAAGCAAGAAAGAAGAUACAUGGAUGGAUAUCAUAAUUUACUGGUGUAAUGUCAAUAAAUAAAAUUAUAUUUCAUAUUUGA
Messenger RNA from Lepisosteus oculatus (spotted gar), 1105 nucleotides. Its product is annotated as granzyme B-like. NCBI's taxonomy places the organism in Eukaryota, Metazoa, Chordata, Actinopteri, Semionotiformes, Lepisosteidae. The record is from RefSeq and is a predicted model, not a curated record. Gene Ontology annotation, biological process: proteolysis. Gene Ontology annotation, molecular function: serine-type endopeptidase activity.